Mizuhopecten yessoensis (Yesso scallop) is the source of this 1985-nucleotide messenger RNA. RefSeq names its product thioredoxin domain-containing protein 16-like. The transcript has 10 exons. The record is from RefSeq and is a predicted model, not a curated record. The coding region runs from base 12 to 1370 and encodes 452 amino acids. Lineage: Eukaryota; Metazoa; Mollusca; Bivalvia; Pectinida; Pectinidae.
AUGAUAAAAGUAUGGCAUUCCUCCGGGCUUAUGGUGACGCUUCACGCCAGCUAGAGUAUGACCCACGUAAUCCACUGGCCCGUGUCGACUGUCACGAUUGGACGGACGUGUGCGCUAAAGAGAAUGUGACCAUGUUCCCCACACUGAGGAUAUACAGAAACGGAGAGAAACUUCGGAACUACAAAGGGAUGCUGGACACACAGAAUGUUGUCAACACGGUCAAGCUAUUGAAUCAUACGGACAUGACAGACUUAAGGAGUGUGACAGAUAUAGAAACAUUCCUUCUAGGAAAAGUUCCCGGCGGCAUGGAAAUCGCAAGUGACUCCAUGGUGUUAGGUCUUUUUGAACCUCAUCACAAAAAAGAGAUGGAUGUGUUUAGGAAGAUUGGUAAAGAGAUGGAAGACAGAAUCAUGUUUGGAAUCAACAAAAAUGGUCAAGGAUCAUCUUUAGCUAAAGACAAAUUUGAUGUGACAUUACCAGCAGUAAUAGUGAUUAGGCGAACUGAUCAUGUCAGUCCACACACGGUCUACAUGGGCGACUUUAACUCGGCACAACUGGGAGAGUUUAUCAACCAUGCUCGCAUUCCUAAAAUGCCAGAGCUGACAGUAAAGAUGUUCCCUGAUCUGUACAGACAGAAAAAGCCAUUCCUUAUAGCCUUCCUGGAUAGCCAAGAUAUAUCCCAGGAGGUCAAGGCCACUCUGUCUUCUAUUGUCAAGACUGGGCAGGUCACCGAGGUCAUCUUCUGUUGGAUCAGGGCAGUUGGAGAUGAUUUUGGGACGAAAAUCUUGAAGAAAUAUAAUUCCGAGGGCAGCACGCCCGCUAUAUCGCUGGUCAACCUUGACUUGGGUGAUGUAUUUAACUACGACCAGUUGACCUUUGGUUCUGAAGAACUUAUCAACUGGUUACAGGGAUCAUUGAGGGGAAAGUCUAGUCCUAAUACGAUACUUCCAAAUGGGGAUUGGAAGCCAUUGAAAGAAGGCUACAAUUUCCUCGCUAUGAUGGACUGGGAGUCAAAAAACAAACAAAAGGCCAACAAUGUACCAGACGACCUUGUAGCCACUGAGGAACAUGGUAUAGGAUUCGAUGAAGAUGGUAACGAGGUGAAGAGGUCGGAAGACGGUAAAGAUGACAUGUCAUCCACAAGGUUAAAGAAUGCUUUCGAAGAAGAUCAGGUGCGUCAUGAGCUGUUGGCACUGAAGAAAUCCAGACUGUAUCACCACUCUGGAGGGAGGAGGAAAAUGCAUGAAGAGGAAGGAUCUGAUCAGGUCAAGGUCACCGAGGACCAUGUCAAGGUCACUGAUGAUAAUGUUAAGGUCAUGGAAGGUCAAGACACACCACGACACGGACAGGAGAAUCACGAAGAAUUAUAAUCUUGAAUGAGUUUUAAGAAAUAGUCAUGAUUUAUAAAAGGGCGAAAGAAAUAUUUUAUAAAAAAUGAUAAUAAUGAUUGGGUUCAAUGUUUCCCAAUUAUUUAAGGAUGAUUCUAAUACUUUAACACAAAAUAGAAACACACUACACAAAGUAAAAGUGCUAUAUUGUCAUUCUUUCUUAUCAAUAUUUAAAAUUAAAUCAGGUUGUUCUGUUGAUGAGAUAUAUAUUAUUUUAAUUUUCAAUUUUCCUGAUAAAAUCAGUCCUUUAUACCUUUUGGUAGCCAUCAAAAAUGUUAAAUAAAUUCUGAAGGUGAAUAAUUAAAACCUACUUCCUUUUGACUAUUUGUUUUUCAUGAUUUUAAACUUAUAAAUAUUCAGAUAAUGAAAAAGAAUGCAUAAUACAUACCCCUAAAAAUGGACCAAUUUACAAAUUUUGAAAUUAUACUACAGGGUAGAUUUCAAAAGAAGAGGAAUUUUGUAUGAUUUUUUUUUCUCAGUGUUGUUUUACAUAUUAACUACCUUUAAUACACAUUCCACACUAUAUUUUUUAUUGUUUUAUGGUGUUUUUGUUUUUAUGAUAGUUAUUGUGCUUAUAUCAUAUUUUUUUUUAUUGAA